Molecule: messenger RNA, 1532 nt
Organism: Juglans regia (Persian walnut)
Lineage: Eukaryota; Viridiplantae; Streptophyta; Magnoliopsida; Fagales; Juglandaceae
Product: protein FLX-like 4
Exons: 5
Coding region: 293-1291 (332 amino acids)
Source: RefSeq, a predicted model, not a curated record
GGCUGACAAUUUCGUCGUUUAACUACAGCCAGAAAAAUCCCCAUCUCCGUACCAGACCAGACGUCGGCAGCUAUUUCCUCCGGUUUCUGCAGACUCUCUCAAUCUGAUCACCGCCAACGUCUCCAUUUAUCCCAUUCCCCAAACCAAAUACGACCGCUUGUUCGUAUUCUAUUUACUCGAUUACCCCCUGCCCAGCACUGCACCUUGUAUACUCCGGUUACAGGAUUUGUCUGUAAAUUUCUCUGGCCGCACGUAUUAUCUUCCUGCUGCCCUCUUUUUGUGAUAAACUCGUAUGAUUGGGAAUGCCAGACAUUAUUGUACUCCGUGCUCUGCACAGCAAAUGGCUGCAAGAGGACAAAUUCCACCAGCUUUUGAACGACAUCCUGUCCAGGCUUCAGGAAUGAUCCGGCAUGGUCCAUUUCCUGGAUUGUUUACUGCUUCUGGGCAGCGCCUAUUGGAGCCACACCCUCCUUCUGAACUGUUGGAGAAUAAAAUUGCUGUUCAGGCAGCUGAAAUAGAAAGACUUGCAGGGGAGAAUCGUAGGUUGGCAGCCACUCAUCUGACUUUGGAGCAGGAGCUUGUUGCUGCUCAGCGGGAAGUGCAUAGAAUCAGUGACCACAUAAGAAGCAUCCAGAGGGAGCAUGAUAUACAGAACAGAAUUUUGCAGGAUAAGAUGAGAAAAAUGCAAGAAGAUAUUAAAGCUGGUGAGAGUGUGAAGAGGGACCUGCAAAAGGCCCACAUGGAGGCUCAGAACUUAGUUGCUGCUGGACAAGAGCUGACUGCCCAUGUUCAGAAGGCCGCUCAGGAAUUGCAGAAAGCCGAGAUAGAUGUAAAGCAUAUACCAGAUUUUCAUUCUGAACUUGACAGUUUGAGGCAAGAACACCAAAGGCUGCGUACUACAUUUGAGUAUGAAAAAGGAAUUAACAUAGAGCAAGUGGAGCAACUGCAAGCAAUGGAGAAGAAUCUAAUUGGAAUGGCAAGAGAAUUGGAAAACUUGCGUGCCGAGGUCUUGAAUGCUGAGAAUAGAGCACUUGCCCCAAACCUAUGCGGUGGUAGUUAUAUGAAUCCAGAUUCGUCAUACCCUCCUCCUAUAAGAGGUGCUGGCACCUAUGUUGACGGCUAUGGAAGGCCUCUUGUUCAGAUGGAUGUUGGGCCAGCGGGAGAUGGGAUGAUUCCUUAUAGCACUGGCAAUGGAGCUGCUAGUGGUGCUGCUGUUGGUGCAUCUGUCCCUAGUGCUGGAAGUGCCUCUGUCCCAGGAGGAGCAUAUGAUCCCUCCCUUGCGCAGAGGUGAAUAGGAAGAAGCUGGCAUUAGAGAUUUUUCAUAAGUUUUUCUGUCUUCUUUGGCAAUUUGUUGGUUUAGCAAUGUGAAGAUCGCUUUAAAAACUGUAGAUUAGAGCCCUCUUUCACAGAAUUAUUUGUUCUCGUGCUGCCUUUUCAUAUGUAUGCAACCUUAUGGGUUGACGAGAAGUUUGUUCUUCUUUCUUUGAUCUUGAAGUAAUGAAUUGACGGGACUGGAGGACUCGAGUUUGAAG